Molecule: messenger RNA, 1503 nt
Organism: Knipowitschia caucasica
Lineage: Eukaryota; Metazoa; Chordata; Actinopteri; Gobiiformes; Gobiidae
Source: the annotation of a GenBank genome assembly
AUGGCGGCCUUAGCAACCGCAGACGACGCAGGACAACACGGCGCGGGCGGUGAUGGUUUAAAGCUGCAGACAUGUGCUUCACCAGCCUCUCACCACCAUGUCGACGACAAACAGGCCAGACUUAAGAGUGCAGAGUUCUUCCGAGAGGCUGAGAGCAUCAGGCGCCUGAUUGAAAAGCUUCAGAAAGAGCGUCCUGUCGUCUCUCAGUGCAGAAAGAAUGGCUGGACUGAUAUAUGUCCUGAACUUGAAGAAUAUGAGAAAGUCCUGGACAGAGAAAGAAAAGCAGAGAAGGCAAACUUAAAAAAGCAGUUGUCAAAGAUCCAAAAUGGCGUUCGUAAAUUCCAGAGGCAGUUGACCGACGUGAAGCCAUCAGCUGAGUUAAUAGAAAAAUUGAAAAAAAUCAUGUCAGAAGUGGAAACCUUAAUCAACAGCCUAAAAGAGGACCAGCGUCGCAAGUUUGAAGAACUUCUAAAAGAAGAAAGAACCCACAGACAAGAAAUCAGUGCUUAUGAAAAGAAGAUUGAAAAUUGGAAUCAUGCGGUAAAAACGGAACGUCGGCCGCACAUUUCAACUGUCUCAAAGACCAAACUGCAGGAGCGAGACCUCCCCUCUGAGAUCCGAGCUCUUGAAUACUUUCUGAACAGGACAGGAGGCUCCAGUGGAGGCUGGGAUCAGUUUGACCACCAGGCAUUUCUAAAGGUUUGGACAAAGUUCCGUGGUCAGCCAGCGUUCAGGAAGGAGGUGAAAUUGUACUUGCCCAGUAAAACAGAGGAAGAGAUAAAGCAGCAUGAAGAGUGGUACAGAGAACUGGUUCAUCUGCAGGAUAUGAAAAAAGAGGCAAUCCAGCGAUGGAAGACUUGUCGGCAAAUGCAGCGCGAGAACAAGAUCCAGAGUCAGGAGGAGUUGGAGAAAGCCAAACGCAAGGAGAGAUCAGCGUUCAUCCAGGCCCAAAGUGAAAAAGCAGAAGAAGAGAAGAGGGAGAAGGCUUUGCAGCUGGAGAAGUGGAAGAAAGAACUACAGAUGAGAGAGGAAGAGGAGCAGCAGAUGAGGCUGGCUGAGGAAAUAAAAAGGCAGCGACGCACAAAGGAAGAACGUCGUCGUCAAUUAGAAGUCAAACUGAUGAUAGAGGAGCAGCUGCGGCUGAAAAGAGAGGAAGAGGAGGAGGAGCAGAGGAGGAAGAACGAAAAUGAAAUGAGAGAGCAUGAGGAGCGAAGGAGAGAGGCCACAAGGGAGAUCAAGAAGCUGAAUGAAAGGGACCUGCAUAAAGUAGAGGCAAAGUAUCAUGAAAAACAAAUGCAGAAGCAACAGGAAGAAGAGAGACAGAGAAGAAUUGUUUCAAAACUACGGGAAAAAGUGGACGGUCAUGUUAGCAAAGACCCGUCUAGGCUGACUCGUCCCACUAAAGGAUGGGAGGAACGGUUGAAAAACAUUGGCCCUUCAGGAGGAGGGCCUGUUCUGCACAUGUUUCACAGAGCCGUGCCCACUUGGCGUCAAGGGCUGUAA